This is a messenger RNA of Crotalus tigris (Tiger rattlesnake), 1467 nucleotides long. RefSeq lists its product as uncharacterized. The record is from RefSeq and is a predicted model, not a curated record. The transcript has 6 exons. Lineage: Eukaryota; Metazoa; Chordata; Lepidosauria; Squamata; Viperidae. Bases 239 to 1180 code for a protein of 313 amino acids.
UAGAGAAAGUUCCGGAAGGUUCCAGUCAAUUGUCUGAUAGACUAGAAAGUGUCCGUUGGUCCAGAGGCCCAAGUUUGUAGAAACUGGAAAGAAAUUGAUAUAUCUUUCCAGUAGUCUUCCAUUAAUGAUCAUCAGAGCACCUUCCUUACUCUUAUGGAACUUUUCAACUGAAUCCAGUUAUUGUUGAAAAAAAUCUGGAAGCUUCUUUUACUUUGUUCCUUUGUGUGUCAAACACCUCAUGUUUGGGUCAGAUUCCUUCAUCUUCAAUGAUCCGUCUGACAGAAAGGCCAAACUCUGCACCACAGAAGCGAAAGCGGUGAGGACCUUUGGGCAGGAAAAGAGAUGGAACUUAAAACAUCCACCAGCAUUUCCACAUUUCAAAAAAUCCCAGAAUCAUAUCCGAGGAGAAAGAAAACAGAAUACAAAGAAGAAGGUGUCAGCCAACCAGACCUGGGUUGAGAAAGAUCAAUCCUUCAAUCCCGGUGAACCUCUCAAAAGUACAAAGCAGGAGACAGUUGAGACAGCAAAGCAUGAAAGUAGUGGUGACAGUGUACAAGACAGCAUUGUGCAAUCAAAGGACCCACCACCACAGGAGCUUCAGUUACCCAGAAUUGCUCAGCCUCAGCAAGUUCCUAGUCAAGCUCCUUCUGCAGACAUGCUACAAAGUUGGCUGAUGACACCCCAGUUAAACAGCAUCCUAGCCCAAAGGAAGCAUGAGAGUAUUUUCAAACACGAUCUGGAAGAAGGGUUCCUGAAACGAAUAGCAAGACGAAAAGUCCGCCGGCAUGUCUUUGGAGAAAUUAACACCAAGAAAGUUUAUCAGUUUGGAACAGCUUGUACACCUUUUCAUGCACUGACUACAACUGAAAUGGAAACUCUAACCUUCCCCAGCAAUCUGCCCAUGACACCACGGAUGAUGAACAGGGGCAUAGUUUGCACCAAUGAGUCAGAGCUGAAAACGAUUCAGCUGACUUUCCCAGAACUGGAUGAAGAAUCUGCAAAAAAGUCUUACCCCGGUGAUAGAAAGAAACCAUUUGGUCCAACCAAAAAGUCCACCUUGCCUCUGUUAGUUAAGAUGUCAAGAUCCCGGUUCUCUGAAAAUAAGAAGAUCUCCGGUUGCCAUCUUCCGAGGGUCCCCACUGUCCCUGCAUCAAUAUCGCUCAAGUGGGGAAAAUUCUAAAAAUUGUUAAAAAGCUCAAUUAAUUUAACCCAAAUAGGUCUGGUUUGGGGAUGGUCCAGGAACUUUUAGACAUUCUGGAGCUGAGAACUGCACAGAUAUGUCAGUGAUCCAGAGAAGAAUGCUGCUGCUCUACAUUGAAUCUCCAAUGCAAAACAAUAAUUGAAACAACUGCUAUGGCCCCUCUGGUGGGCUAAGCAGAAGCCAAUUUAAUCACUUGCAUGUACCAUCAGAAUAAAGCCAGAUGUUUUAUUAGGAAUGAUAAAUUCAUCUGCUGAAUUGACAUUUGC